CGAAGCAAAGUGCCGACUACGAGGAGCGUCUUCUUGUUUCCUCUGAUCGUAAAACAAGAGAGAGGGAGAGAGAGAGAGGGGUUGGACAGCCACCGACCUCCGGGCAAGCCCAUGAGCAGGGGAGUGGCUCCUCUGCCCACGUUAGGAAUGCGCAGGGAGUGUGUGGGGAGCAUCAAUCAGCCAUGGCGUCGUCGUUCAUCCCGGUGCCCGCCGACUCCGACUUCCCCAUGGAGAACCUCCCCUACGGCGUCUUCUCCACACGCGACAACCCUCGGCCUAGGAUCGGGGUGGCGAUCGGGGACCACAUCCUGGACCUGGGCGUGGUGAAGGAGGCCUUCAGCGGGCCCGAGCUUGCUCCUCACCAACACGUGCUCACCGAGGCGUCUCUGAACGGGCUGAUGGCGCUGGGCGGCGGCGCGUGGAGGGAGCUGCGUGAGGCGCUGCAGCGCCUCCUCGCCUCCACGGGAGGCGGUGGAGCCCUGCGGGACGACGCCACCCUGCGCCGGCGGGCAUUCACGCUGCGAGAAGAGGCGACCAUGCACCUCCCCGCCAACAUCGGAGACUACACAGACUUCUACUCCUCACGGGACCACGCCACCAACGUGGGGAUCAUGUUCCGCGGUCCCGACAACGCUCUCAUGCCCAACUGGCUGCACCUCCCGGUGGGCUACCACGGCCGUGCCUCCUCCGUGGUGCCGUCGGGGACUCCGAUUCGCCGCCCCCACGGGCAGACGCGGCCCCACGACGACCAGCCCCCCGUGUUCGGAGCGAGCCGCCUGCUGGACUUCGAGCUGGAGAUGGCCUUCUUUGUGGGGCCCGGCAAUCGGCUGGGCGAGCCCAUUGCCAUCGAGCGCGCGCAGGAUCACAUCUUCGGCAUGGUGCUCAUGAACGACUGGAGCGCCCGCGACAUCCAGAAGUGGGAGUACGUGCCGCUGGGGCCCUUCCUGGGCAAGAACUUCGGCACCUCCAUCUCCCCCUGGGUGGUCACCAUGGAGGCGCUGGCACCGUUCGCGCUGCCCAACGCCAAGCAGGAGCCGCCGCCGCUCCCGUACCUGCAGCACGCCGACGCCUUCUCCUUCAACAUCGACCUCAGCGUGGGGAUCCGCGGAGAGGGGAUGGCUGAGCCGGCGACCGUCUGCAAAUCCAACUUCAAGCACAUGUACUGGAGCAUGAAGCAGCAGCUGGCACACCACACGGCCUCCGGCUGCAACGUGCGUCCCGGAGACCUGCUGGCGUCCGGCACCAUCAGCGGCCCGGAGCCGGGGAGCUUCGGCUCCAUGCUGGAGCUGUCGUGGAAGGGCACCAAGAGCGUGGACCUGGGCGGUGGGAACACUCGGAAGUUCCUCCAGGACGGAGAUGAAGUGAUCAUCACAGGUCACUGCCAGGGUGAGGGCUACCGCGUCGGGUUCGGGGCCUGCACGGGGAAGGUGCUGCCGGCCCUGUGAGGCCGCCCACAGCCCAACACAUCCCUGUUAAGGCCACGACAGCCUCGUGAAGGCCAACACAGUCUCACGAAGGCUGACAAAGCUUAGCGAAGGCCUCCACAGCCUUGUGGAGGCUGACAGCUUUGCAAAGGUCUCCGCAGCCUUGCGAAGGUCGACGCAGCCUUGCUAAGGCCACCACAGGCUUGCGAUGGCCUGCACAGCCUUGCCAAGGCCUCCACAGGCUUGCGAUGGCCUGCACAGGCUUGCGAAGACCUCUACAGGCUUGUGAAGGCCACCACAGGCUUGCGAUGGCCUGCGCAGGCUUGCGAAAGUGUCUACAGCCUUGCGAAGGCCUCCGCAGCCUUAUAAAGGCCUCCACAGUCUUGUGAAGGUCGACGCAGCCUUGCUAAGGCCCUCCACAGGCUUGCGAUGGCCUGCACAGGCUUGCGAAGACCUCUACAGGCUUGCGAAGAACGCCACAGGCUUGCGAAGGCCACCGCAGGCCAUCGCAAGCCUGCGCAGGCUUGUGAAGGGCGUCUCCCACAGCUCUACGAUGAUUCGUGCUGAUCGUACCGAUGCCUCGCGUCUUAAGCGCCGAUUUCUCUCCGUAUAUUUUUUAUAUAAUCGAUACGCAAAACGUGCAGUACACACACGGGUGAUUUUUGGUGCAAAUUAAAGCUGUUGCUGAACGGUGA
Messenger RNA from Petromyzon marinus (sea lamprey), 2119 nucleotides. NCBI's taxonomy places the organism in Eukaryota, Metazoa, Chordata, Hyperoartia, Petromyzontiformes, Petromyzontidae. The record is from RefSeq and is a predicted model, not a curated record.